CACGCCUUCACCUCUCCAGUCAGUCCUAGCGGAUCGCCGCACUGUGCAAGCCUCGCCUCGGAGAACAGCGAGACGAAGAGAGAGAGAGCGAGAGAGACGGAGAGAGAGAGAGAGAGAGAGGGAGGGAGGGAGCAGCGUGCCAGAGAACAGAGAGAGAGAGAGAGAGAGGACAGGAGAAUCGGAGCGAUAGGCGGCGUGAAUAACAGUUGAGCAGAAAGCCAUCGCUGCCGUCCCUCUCGGUUUCAUCAUCGACCCUUUGGUGUCUUGGAUGAAGCAUAACCUAUCGCUCUGUCCGUGUCAUACCUGGAUCCACUGGCCACUUUACAACAGGCAUGUCCCGACGAAAGCAGAGCAACCCCCGGCAAAUCAAACGUCCCCUGGACGAUGGUCUGGAGGAGGAGGAGGAGUGCAUAUCGGAGGGGAACGAGCUGGCGGCCAAGGAGGAAUUCUCCGCGGACGAGAACUUUGCGGCGGACUUCGAGGCAGAGAACCUCACCUGCGAGGACGUGGAGUACUUCUGCAAUAAAGAGAACAGCAGCAGAGAGUUGGGGAACACGGAUGUGGAUGGAGUGAACGACAAGACCAGACCCCCCACUCUGGAAGCAGAAGAGUGGGACGGCCCAAGAGAACUGGACCUGCAGACCAAGGACGGCGAGCGGCGGAUCCACAGCCGGCAGCAGCUUCCCGUCGGCACCACGUGGGGCCCGUUCGACGGCAAGAUUGAGAUGAGCACCAACGCCAGCGGCCUGAAGACCAAGGCUCCAGUGCCAGUAGUUCUGAGCUCAGGCCCCAGGUGGCUUCUGGAUGUCACUUGGCAGGGAGCAGAAGACAACAAAAACAACUGUGUGGUGUACAGCAAAGGCGGCCAGCUAUGGUGCACAACAACCAAGAACAUCAUGGAAGGAGAGGAGCUGGUGGCGUUCGUCGUGGACUUCGACUCUCGGCUGCAAGCGGUCAACCACAUGUCCCUGAGCGAGGGCAUGUACCCGGCGCGCCUGCUGGACACCAUCCAGCUCCUGCCCCAGCAAGCUGCCAUGGCCUCCAUCCUCCCCACUGCUAUAGUCAACAAGGACAUCUUCCCUUGUAAGGCGUGCGGGAUCUGGUUCAGAAGCGAGAGGAACCUGCAGGCUCAUCUGAUGUACUACUGCAGCGGGCGGCAGAGGGAGCCCGAGAGUGUGACUGAAGAGAACGAGGCAAACCCCCAGCAGACCCCCAGCAUCUGCCCUUUUCCACAGUGCAACAAGAACUUCAGUAGCCCCCGUGCCAUGGAGAUGCACCUCAGCACUCACAGCGGUGUCAAAAUGGAGGAGACUCUGCCCCCUGGCACCAGCUUGAAAUGCACAGUCUGUAACUACACAGCGGAUUCUCUCAUUACAUUCCAGCACCACAUCCUCACUCACCUUUCUCAGGCGGCCUUCAGAUGCAAUCACUGCCAUAUCAGCUUUCAGAACCACAGGGAGCUCUCACAGCACCAGGACUUGCACGGCCACUCCGGCAAGCUCCACCGGGAGAGCGACGGCGAGCACUCCCCGCGGGGCGCCGAGGAGAGCCUGCAGCAGGCCCGGGCUGAGCUGGUCGCCAGGAAGGACGUCGUCAUGCAGAGUCCCAAGGGCACGCCCCACAAGGACGGCAGCCCCGACGGAGAGCCGGACAGGACAGAGAAAAAGCUCUCGCUGGGUCUGCAGAAGGGAGAAGGCCACCCCAGUGGCAAGGCCAGCUUCUCGUACACCAGGAUCAAAUCGGAGCCUUCCAGUCCCAGACUGGCCUCUUCACCGGUUCAGCACAACAUGGGACCCACUUUUCCCAUGGGCCCCUUCCUGUCGCAGUUCGCGUUCUCCCAAGACAUUUCAGUAGUGCCGCAAGCGUCCGAAAUUUUAGCCAAAAUGUCAGAGCUCGUGCACCGAAGACUACGCCACGGUGGGAACAGUUACCCACCGGUCAUUUAUAGUCCCCUGAUGCCCAAAGGGGCAACCUGUUUUGAAUGCAACAUAACUUUCAAUAACCUGGACAACUACCUGGUCCAUAAGAAGCACUACUGCAACAGUCGUUGGCAACAUAUGGCAAAGUCUCCAGAUUUCUCCAGCGUUUCAGACAAGGUGACCGACUCUGUGAGUCCCAACAGUGGGCACAGUUCAGUCGGAAUGCUCACCGGAUGCCUCCCAUCAGACGCCGACAGUCAUCUGAUGCCUUCGGCUUGCUUGAAUUCAUCAGUUUUGGACAUUAUGAAUGCUGGUGGCAAAGUGCCUGAAAAAGACCUAACGGGACAGGUGAAGAAAGUCGUCACGCCAACGGGUGCUGAGGACAGGCUCAACGGCAAGCAGGCAGAGGUGAAAAGCCCAAACACUUCAUUGGUGGACAAUGACAUUGACCCAAACAAGACCACCUGUGAGGCCUGCAACAUCACAUUUAGUCGCCAUGAAACCUACAUGGUACACAAGCAGUAUUACUGCGCUACGCGCCAUGACCCUCCCAUGAAGCGCAUGUCUUCUAACAAGGUUCCCGCCAUGCAGAGGACCAUGAGGACACGGAAGCGUAGGAAGAUGUACGAAAUGUGCUUGCCAGACCAGGAACAGAGACAGCCCAUGGGACCACAGCCUGGAUUCCUGGGCGUUCCCACUCUGGGAAACCCUUGCACAUCCCAAGAAAGCGUGGAAAGCCUCGCUGACCGCUUCCACCCCCGCUGCGACAUCUUUCCGGGCAUGGUCCCGAAACACCUCGAGGCUUCUCUUACGGUCACGAAAUCCAUUCUUGCUCCCAAAAGCAAUGCAAUUACCGACCCACACGAGCUGGACGCGCCGAUCGAUCUCAGCAAAAAGUGCUCGCCGGUCUCUGACAAGACGUGCAACUCGCCCAAAAGACUCUUGGACUAUCACGAAUGCACCGUCUGCAAGAUAAGUUUUAACAAGGUGGAGAAUUACUUAGCCCAUAAACAGAACUUUUGCCCAGUUACAGCUGCUCAGCACAGCGAGCUCGCCAGCCUGGAUCAGCCCGUGUUUCCAGGCAUGAAGAGCGAAGGCAAUAAUCCCGAUGACGUGUUUGACAAGAGCCCUGUGAAAUGUGAGAAAAACGGCGUCACCAAGCCGAUGGGGCAGAACGGCGGUUUGUUCCCUCCACACCUCGGGACCAUGCCGGAGCUGAAGGCUUUCGGUGACCCCCAGCUCUUGCCCUCCAAAGAAGAGAACAAGAAUAUGUUUUUGCCUCACUGCCUUUAUCCUGGAGCAAUAAAAAAAGCAAAAGGCGCAGAGCCAAUAUCGCCAUAUUUCGGGAUAAAGCCGAGUGAUUACAUGGCGGGGGGCACGGUUAAGCAGGGUGAACCCAGCGAGCAAGAGCAGGGCAGCAACGGGGCAGGUGAAGAAGGCAAGGAGCAACCGGCGGCCAACGGCUGCCCACACCCUGGCAAAGAGGCCCUGCCUCUGCUCCCGAAAAGCAGGGGAAUGGUGAUCGUCAACGGCGGGCACAAAUUGGACGAGUGCCAGGCGCCGGGACCCACUCAGCAAGAGAACCAGCCCAACAGCACCUCGCCACCAGACGGGCAAGCGUCGCCCACGUGGGGCUCGGAGAACCCCCCGGACCUCAGUGACAAUGCAUCGCCCACGUCUAAAUCGCCUGCCGAGGAUACGCUGCCCACCGCAGCCAAAGGCAUGAAUGGGUCGGCCCAGCCAGCAGGGAGCGGGAAGUACUGCCGCCUCUGUGACAUCCAGUUCAAUAACUUGUCAAACUUUAUCACUCACAAGAAGUUUUACUGCUCAUCACAUGCAGCCGAGCAUGUGAAAUGAAAUCGGCCCCUCCCUCGACCCCCCCCCCAUCUUUUUGGCUACACUGUUGUGUCUGGAAUAGAGCAUCAUGCAGUUUUAUGAGCUGCUUGUGGACAAUCAAGAGAAGCUUCAUCUUUUGUCAUUUUUCAUCACGACUUAAUGCAAAAUCGACAAGGGAAGAAAAAAAAGUGUAAUAUUGGUGCCAUUUUCACAUUUAUUUAUUUUACAAUCAGUAUUAAUAGGAGUAGUGAUCUUAAUUUAAACACAAAGCAAAUUUAUAUCAGAGUUGUUUGUAAUGUUAUUGUAUAGUCAUUCUUGUGUAGCAAACAUUGUUUACACUGUAUUGUAGGUUCGAUGAGACGAUAGACACAAUACAAAACUUAAAUGCAUUUUAGACACAAAAAUAGCUACUGAAGCACUUGUGUAUUCUCAUUUGCUGUAAGGUUUUUUUUGUUGUUGUUUUGUUUGUAUAUGCCUAAAUGUCAUUUGCAGUGCGAUACUCAUGACUUCUCAGCCUUAAAACACUGUUUGGAGGGAUAACCAGGCACAACUCUGCAUCUCAUGUUUUGGCAUAUACAUAUGGCUUUGCAUUUGUAUGUAGCUGUUGGUCUCUGUCUCCUUUUCUUCAAUUCAGAAGUGGAUGUUAUAACCAGGACGGCAGCGUUCUUGUAUAGUACUCGUAUUUCAGUUGGCGAAACAUUUUGGUCUCCCUUUUUAAAAUUUGCUCUCGACGCAAUACUUUGUAAAAAAAAAAAUAAUAAAAAACAAGGGAACAUUACGGAAAGCAGUAUUACGGCAAUGGAAGUGUGGCAGAGUAUUUCUAAUCCAUGGGGAAAAACGAUUGUAUGAAAGUAAGUUUAUUGAUGUUAAUUAUUAAAUAGGGUCAAGGGGAUUUUGGGAGGGUUCCUGUAAAGAUGAUCAUUCCAAUGUCCUUAUUAUGGAAGAAAAAAAAUAUUUCUUAAAAAUGUUGUUGCUAUGCAUGUAUAUGGAUGGAAUAAAAUUCCAGAGCUGUUGGAAACUUUUAUUUUGAUGUGGUGUCAUAAUUAAACUUCAAUCCUCAGGAUAAAUCUGAUGAUGUUUUGUCUUCUU
This is a messenger RNA of Electrophorus electricus (electric eel), 4844 nucleotides long. RefSeq names its product zinc finger protein, FOG family member 2a (gene zfpm2a). Gene Ontology annotation, molecular function: RNA polymerase II-specific DNA-binding transcription factor binding. Lineage: Eukaryota; Metazoa; Chordata; Actinopteri; Gymnotiformes; Gymnotidae. Gene Ontology annotation, cellular component: nucleus. Gene Ontology annotation, biological process: negative regulation of transcription by RNA polymerase II; positive regulation of transcription by RNA polymerase II; heart development. The record is from RefSeq and is a predicted model, not a curated record.